CGCUGCUGAGCAAUGGAGGAGUGAGACGUGUUUUACAUAGCUCUGGUAACUUUUCUUUUAUUAAUACACUAAACACCUGUAUAUCCGCCUAAAAGUGCUUUGGAGUGACAUAAGAAGAUACAAGCAAGUGGGAAACUAAACCUAAAAGGAGAGAACAAUGUCAAAGAAGGGAAAAUCCAAAAAGACCGACCAACAAGAAUCAGGCCUUGAUCAACCCUCGGACUCAACUGAGAUGGUGGAGCCCGAACACCUGAGCGAGGAGGCGGACCCACCAAACCGAGCUGUUCUGGCCGCUAUUGCUGCGCUGCGAAGUGAAAUUACCCAGAUUAAAGAUGACAUAUGCGCCACCAUCGAUGUCCGUAUACAAACGGUGUAUACUGUGCUGAGAGGCGAAUUGGCUACAACUAAAGAAGAACUGCAGACCUCCAUUACGACCCUGGAGAAAACCGCGACCUCGCAUGCUAACACUAUUGGAGAGAUAGAGAAGUCCGCCUCACACCACUCGGACGAUGUCACUGCACUUCAGCGUCAAGUCACCCGUCUGAGCUCUGAAGUAGAAAAACUAACUGAGAAAUGCGAAGACCUAGAAGGGCGCUCGAGGAGACACAAUAUCCGGGUCAUCGGAGUCCCUGAGGGGACCGAGGGACCCAGGCCGAGAGACUUUAUCGCCGGGUUGCUACAGGAGGUGCUAUCCCUGGAUGAGAAGCCUCUCAUUGAUAGAGCGCACCGGACCCUCCGAAGACGGCCCGAACCUCAUGAACCACCUAGACCCUUUGUACUGAGGCUACACUACUUUCACACGCUUGAGGACAUCCUACGCAAGGCUGCAGCGGAGAAACAACUCUUCCAUGGUGGUAAAAGGAUCCAAAUUUUUCCGGACUACCCGCCUGCCGUAGCUAAAAAGAGGGCACUAUUCAACCGCACGAGAGAGCUGUUACGGGGCAGACCCGGGGUCAGGUAUGGCCUCCUCUACCCUGCUAGACUCCUGAUAACCCACAACGGCACACAGAUCUCGUUCAUAGAUGCCAAAAAAGCGGAGGAAUAUGCCGAACGCCUCUUCACACCGGGCUCGACUGAAGUGAGACAGGAAGACGCUUAAACUGAUACAAUCACUGCUGAUGCGGAGAAACAAGAUAUUCAGAGAGGUGGUUAUGUACUGGUGCUUACUAGCACAGCACUAUCUGUUUCUUAUACACAUACUCAUGCAGAUGGAGCAAUUAAAGGCAAGAUCGGUUACCAAAUCAGCUUCUCAUAUUUAAAGCUGAACUGUGUAAACAGGCCGGAGGUUAUCUGAAAAACCCAACUGAGACGAAACCACAGGAGACAAACUCUAAUCCCAGAAUACACAAAGUUAUG
Messenger RNA from Carassius auratus (goldfish), 1356 nucleotides. RefSeq lists its product as uncharacterized. NCBI's taxonomy places the organism in Eukaryota, Metazoa, Chordata, Actinopteri, Cypriniformes, Cyprinidae. The record is from RefSeq and is a predicted model, not a curated record. The coding region runs from base 158 to 1099 and encodes 313 amino acids. The transcript has 2 exons.